AGAAAUUGCAUCCGAAACUCGCCACAACACCCAUAAGGACCAUCCACCGCAGACACCAUCGCUUCAACUUCAGUUUAUGCUCCACUGAUGAUGGCUCAUCGUCUCCGGUUUAGUUGCAACUAAGCUUCGAGCCACAACUCAACGAUCCGACCAAAAUCAAGCCUGAAUCCGACAUCUCCCAGAAAAAAAAAAACCACACGCCAUCCAAAGAAGUACCAUGAUGAUGGAAUCAUCAUGUUGGCAGCCAGACAACGACAGUAACAUCUUCAGUCACACCCUCUCCAUCAUUGUUACUAACGAAACUUACUGCACCGGAAUGCAUCACAAGCAGCAGCAGCAGCAGCAACCACCACACGAUACUGCCAUGAUGAUGCGCAUGAUGAUGAUGAUGGCAGCAUAACUGGGAGUGACCACCAACUACCAGACAGCUACUGUACCAGCUUGCCUGCCUUUCAGUGUGACUACCACCCAGAUGAGACGGGAGCAGAUCUUCAAAUUUGGCUGCCACCACAACCACUCGACCAGAGAGAACGAUCAAGCCAACGAAGAAGAAGAACCGGAGGACGACGAAGAAUCAUCUGAUGCCGCCAGUAUUAAGUUCGAAAAACUGCCAUAAAAUAAAACCGAAAGAACAGCGAGAAGAAAAAACACAAAAUCGCACAAACUGAAACCGACAACAAGCUUAUCGCGCCCCUCAUCUAACCAACAACCAACGACCCUCUAAACGUCUACAGCCGAAGCGACGACACGACGAGUUUGCAAACGCAACACCUACCUACAGCGACCCCUGGGAGAUAGAGAAAGCCAUAAAACAGCAGCGUGGCAUUCUAAUCGAGAGCCAGCCUCAACCCAGGUCGUCAUCCAUUGCGGUUCUCGAAGAUCUAGGGCCCCGCCAUCACAUCGCUUCUGCUUCCGCUUGCCGUCUAUUGGGUUCACAGCUUUUCUUUUUGUGUCUGAAAGGAAAUCUGUCGGAAAAACCUGACUUUCAACUGGAUGUUGUUCUCAUCUCGUCCGGGGGGAAUUGUUCGCGCAGAAAUUAAUUUAUCGACUCUCCCGGAUCAGACGAAAUUGUUAAUUAUUUGCUACUGCUGCUGCUGCGACGGCUAGACGACGAGACGCCUUGGCGAAAAUACGCCCGCAACGCGACAAAGAAUCGUAAAUUUGUUUUAAGAUCAUCAAAAGCAUCAACAACAUCAUCGUCAUCAAGAACGUUGCGCUCAGCGAGAACCAGUCAACAGAACAACAAAACAGCAAACACAAGACACAAAAGCUCCAUCAUCGUUGUCGGAGUCGUCAAAAGAAAAGACGCAGGAAGACAGAAGAAGAAGAAGAAGAGAGUUCAACUUCCAUUUUCAAGUGAUAGAAAAGCGACAAUUGUGGGGGAGUUUGUCGCGAAAAAAGCGAAACAAUUUCAACCGAAGAAGAAGAAGACAUGAAAACUGAACAUGUUGUACUGCUUCAAUCACAAAAGCUUCCCAACGUGACGUGAACCAAGUGUAAAUCGUACCGUCAAAGAAAACCGUGAGAAAAUUUUUGCCUUCGUUUGGUCGUUUUUGUUUGUUCAGUUGAUUCGAUUCGAUUCGAUUCGGGGGUUGCUUUUUUUCGUUUGUGAGCGCCGUUACGAUUUGUCUCUGUGAUGAAGAUGAGAUUGGGUUUCUCUGGCGUGGGAUAUGUGAGGACGAACUGUUGUAAAUUGGUGGGUAAAUAAAAAAAGUGCUUCUUAUUCGUGUGGUGCUAUUGGUUUGUAGGAGAGUUCUAGUUUGGAUAAAUACGAGAAGAAAGAUCAAAGUUUGUGGGGUGAUUAUCGGCACUGGUUGAAGUAAACGUACCAAAGGAUAAAAACGUUCCAGAGUUCACGUGGUAGAUGUUAAAGAAGAACCAAAGCGAGAAGUGCAACCGAAGAAACGGAGUUCAAGAAAGUAAUUAUAAUUUUAAAAACCCCCUUUCAUAAGAAUAUUAUGCCAAAGUGUUGGAAAAGAAAACCGACGGGCUAUGUUUGUGAUGCUGUCAGUUCGCACAACAGCCACCGUUCGUGAACGGCCAGCCGAGACGGUCAAGAAGGCAAUCAACAUAAACCAGCUGAUCAAGAACCUCAACAACCGGAAGGGCAAGAGCCAAAAGCAGAAGCAGAAAAUUGGCGACAGCAGCAGCACCGGUAUCAGCAGUAGCAGUAGCAACAACGCCAACAGCCUCAACAACGCGACAGCAGUUGACCGUAGCGGCAAGCAGAAGAAGAGCAACAACAUCCGUGCUGCCGCCGACGUAAGUGACAGCCCAAGCGAUCGAAAGAACCAACAGCGGGACAAGAACAGCUAUCAAAAGACAACGGAAAAGACGACCGACAAGGCAUCGAUUACAACGAUUGCAACGACAGUAGUGACGGCAACGGUCAAGACGCCGCAUCGAAGCACGUCGAACCCGAUUCCACAGCGACUAGGACAGAUUCCGGAAGAGGACCACAAGAAACAGGAGGAGGCAGAACAGGACGCACAACAGCAGGAACACCAAGAGAGCGCAAAUCAACAGAACCAACCGGCACAGCAACAGAAUCAACAGCAGCAACAGCACAACCAGCAAGAACAGCAGCAACAGUCACAGGAACAGCAACAACAGUCCAAAACCAAGUUUCUGCUGCCGGAGUUGAACAAUUUUAGGAAGCCACCAACAGUACAGGUACCGGUGGCAACCAUACUGAACGACCUUAGUCCCGUGCCUGCGCCAGCGAAAGUCACCAAUAAAAUCUCCAACUCGAACCCUAUGAGUCCUAUGAACCCCGCCGGGCUACAAAGUAACUCGCCGGACGUUAAGGCCAUGCGGUACUACAGACUGUGGAUCUACACAUGCAACGCUGUGCUCUUGAUGGCGGUAAUCGUAUUCUGUGGCGUUGCGGGCAAAAUUCUACUCUCCGACUACAAGCGUUUGCUGGUGAACGGGCUCAGUCUGACGCAGCCGAGCUUCAUUUACGCGUACCUAGCGCUGCUGGUGCAAUCAGGUUUCUUACAACUGAUAGGGUGUCUUGGUGCCUUACGACUAUCGGAGAAAUUAUUAAACGCUUACUGGUUGCUUUUACUCGUAUUGUUAAUAGGGGACGCCAUGUUGGGCAUAUUUUGGAUGUUCAAGUUCGACAAGGUGAUGCACGACCUGCAACCGAUGCUGAAAUCUCGUCUAGCCAAUGAAUAUGGAAAUUCAAUCGAAUUAACCGAUCUCUGGGAUCGGUUGCAGAGCGAAGGACGAUGCUGCGGCGUCACUGGACCACAAGACUUCCCGAAUCUGGUGAACCGGACCUACCCGGAUUCGUGCUGCGCGGCGGACAUUGCCGAACAGAUCAGCAUAUCGCGGAGGCCGCUGGCCUCGGCCGUGGUCUACCGGAGCGAGGAGCAGCUGGACGAAAUGACGACGACCAACCGCAACUUUAGUGAUAUCAGCGACGUGUGGAGUCUGAUAACGGCUCCCAGCAGUAGUAGCAAUAGUAUCGUUAUAGGAGGCAAUGGCAGCGGCAGCGGUGCCGGGCUCGGGAGUAGUAUAGGUGGUAGCGGUAGUGGUAGCGGCAUCAGCAGUAGUAGUAGCAGUUCGAUUGCCAUGAGCAGUAGUAGCAGUUUAGGCGUUCGAAGCAGUAGCACCAGUAGGGGAGGUGGAGGCGAUAGCGGAGGUGGCGCCGUCAGGACGAUCGUGACGUGCCGAGCGGUAUAUCCACAGGGCUGCACCGAUCGGAUCGUAUCCUGGCUGAGGCACACGGCGGACAUCCUGUUCGUGCUGGGCUACUGCGUGAUAGCCUUCCUGAAGCUUUGCUUCCUCGGCAUUCUCCGGUACGAGAUCAAGGAGAUGAUUCAGAAAAUCAAACUGCUCCAAACGGAAAUGGCCGGAGCCAUUCUGAACGGGGUGGACUGCGACCAACAGCAGGUGCAGCAGUUUACCUUGUUACAGCAGGUAACGAGCACAUCGAUCAACGGGGGCAUCCAUGCGGAGCCAAAGGUCGGCAACCGGGACCGGGAGCGGACGCGGAUAGAGGCCGCGGAAAGUGAGCGGGAAUCGCUGCUCAACACCCAGCAGGAGAACACUCCGAAGCUGCUGAAACACAAACAGCUAUACACCUGCAUCAACGAGCAGCACGUUUGCGGGAGCGGGAGUGGGAGCGGUGGAGCAACGGCCAGCGGUGGCGGAGGUGGCGGAGGUGGUGGGGGUGUUCCCGGAUGCGGCUGUGAGUCCGAUACCAACUCGAACUGUGCCCUGUUGGUGGAGGAUAAUAAUACUUCGCUGCUGUCUUCCACGGGCGGCGGCGGCGGCGGCGGUGCGGCCAAGACAAUAAACGGCAACAACAACUACGAACUGAGCGAGUUCGACAGCAAGGCGCCCACGUACAGGCUCCUGAACGCUCCAACGGUAACUAGAAUCUGACUACGGUAUUAUCUCGAGCAACUGUUUGGCGAUCGCUGGCGGAAAGCGAGACCAAACGCCCGAGCAGGACGCAGCGCAACGGGGGCCGGAGUUGGAGCCGGUGGCGAGGACCUUCGGGGCCACACCUGCCAACAACUGCUACAGCAGCCACAACAACAGCAACAGCAGCAGCAGCAGCAACCGAUACAGUAUCAUCCCUUGCAGCUGAUGCAGCAGGACAGUGCCAGCAGUCGGGAAGGUCGGCGAAACAGUGCAGUGCCUCGGUUGCAGAGCAUAACCGGGAGUAGUGUCCUGAGCGGAAGUGGUGGAAGUAGUGGCGGGGUGCUGGACAGUGGCGGGCAAGACGACGUCGAGGGGGAAGGUUGUGGGAGCACUACUGCCACGGCCGGCAGCAGUACCAGCAGUAACGAGGGCGUGAUCGGGGCCGUAAGGCAAAGCGGGUCGCAGAGGCGCAAAUCUCGGAUAACGUACGACCGGGAACAGGGCGUCCGGUACUACCGGGGUACCGCAACGACCGAUAGUAACGAUUGUGAUUGUGAAGAUAUCUGAAGACGGGCCGUGCGACGCACGGCACUCAGCGAUGCGUAGCCCGUGUGCGUGUGUGUGUGAGAGAGAGAGCCGGACUUGCGAAGUGCGAAAGAGAAAACAUCCAAAACGAAUCAACUGUGAGAAAAUCGAAGCUGUGAACGUUAAGUUUUGUGCAAAGAUUUAUGUUUCCAAAACCGUACGCACCAAUUCAUCGGUAGAUAAGUAAUCAUCAUUCGUCAUCGUUUGAAGGGGACGGUUGGUGUCUCUCCGUGUUCCACAAGUACAACAUCGAUCGUCUUGAAGGACUCUUCACCCCCUUAGGUGUUAAGCUAGUUGUGGAGAUGGGAUUCUAAAAAAAAAUGGCGCCAGUUCUCCAUCAUAGUGAGUAAGUUCCCAUAUACAUCAUCCAGAACCGUUUCAGUGAUUGGUAGAGGGAAGGUAGAAGUUUUACCAUAUAUUUAGAGAUAGAAUGCCGCAAAAUGAUUCCAUCGCGUAGCUGGAAUCGGAAUUCAAAGGAACUCCGUUCAAAACCUAAAAGCCAUAGAGUAAGUAUAAAUUUUUCGUACUUUAAAGCUAAGUUUCGGGAGGUUGAAUCGGGAUUCGGUUUUUAUGAUAUUAUAAUAGUUAUCUAGUCAUGUAAGAUAGGGCAGAAAUGUUUCCAAACUAGUGAUCGAAUAGGACUGUGAAGUCGCGGAGCGUAUGUGAGUGCAUCGCUGGACGAGAACCGUUUUAUCGAAAUAUCUCGGAGCAGAUAAUUCGUUCGAACUUUUUCAAACCUUCAUAUGCACUACUGUUGGGUGGUGAACAAAACAA
This is a messenger RNA of Aedes albopictus (Asian tiger mosquito), 5736 nucleotides long. RefSeq lists its product as uncharacterized. The coding region runs from base 1993 to 4395 and encodes 800 amino acids. Gene Ontology annotation, cellular component: nucleus; membrane. NCBI's taxonomy places the organism in Eukaryota, Metazoa, Arthropoda, Insecta, Diptera, Culicidae. The transcript is spliced from 11 exons. Gene Ontology annotation, molecular function: transcription cis-regulatory region binding. The record is from RefSeq and is a predicted model, not a curated record.